AUGCCUAGUCUCGGUCGUGAUAAAGGUCGUUCCAGAUCGCGCAGGUCGGAUGACGAGUUUGUCAUAUUCCUUCAAGGCAUUCCACCUCAUUGCCGCUGGCAAGAACUCAAGGAUCUCGUGCGCCAAACUGCACUGCAUAUUCGCCAGGCCGUAGUGUACGAUGAUAGCCAUGGAUUCCCCACCGGACUCGGCCAAAUCAUCGUCAAAAAUGAAGACGAAGCCUGGCGAACGUACCAUCGACUUUCAACAAGCGGAUGGGACGGCCAGAGCCUGGUCGUCACACUCUCGCGGACCAGCACGCCCACCCAGCCCAUUGCCGGACCUACCAGAAGUCCAUCAAUGAUGCCCGCAAGCUACAUCUCUGGCCAGUCCACGCCCCCAUUAGUACAUGGAAACAUAGCAAUGCCCCCAUCACCGGUAUCACCAGAAUCUUCCCACCCCGCAACGCCACCAUAUCCAUACCCAGAGUACGGCGUCAUGAUGGUACCCAUACAAAUACCACAAGGCUACAUGCCCAUGAUGCCCGAUCCCCACGCACAACCAAUGCAGUGCUACCCCCCAUCCCCAGUAAUGAACGGCACAAUGUACGAUCCGCAUUGGAACAUGAUGCCCGGCUACCAGAUGUCCCCUCCACACCACAUGCACCACAUAAGCGGCGAUAACCAACCCCAAAACUACUCGCACUACUACCCCGGCGCCAAAGCCACAAACUCCAGCUCUCCAUACUUCUCCCCAGACCGACGAGCCAUCACAAUCGAGAACUUGAAUUCGACUACUACAUGCGCCGACCUAAAAACCCUUCUGCAGACAGCCGGCACUGUCCAGAAAUGCAGCAUAGUUGCCACGGACUCGGUCGAUCAAAGUGGCCAGCUGCGCGGCUUGAUUACCAUGCAAACGGCAGAGGAAGCUCAGGGCGCUGUGACCAUGUUCAAUAAUUUGAGUUUCAUGGGGUCGCGGAUUAGGGUCAAGGUUGAUCGUGGCUCGCAUCUUGCAAGGUCUGUUAGCUUUGAUGGGGUUUGUGCUGGUUCGGACACCGCGGGCUCGGUGCCAGAAAAUGGGGAUACGUGUCAGUCGUGGGCUGAUGAGAUGACUGCGGAGGCUAAUGCUGUUGAUAAUUGCAAGCCGUUGGUGAUAGAUGGGUCUGGGUUGAAUAGGGCGGGUGAGGGUUUGUCGACUUCUGCGCCGACGUGA
Penicillium expansum is the source of this 1191-nucleotide messenger RNA. RefSeq names its product Nucleotide-binding, alpha-beta plait. Gene Ontology annotation, cellular component: nucleus; cytoplasm; ribonucleoprotein complex. NCBI's taxonomy places the organism in Eukaryota, Fungi, Ascomycota, Eurotiomycetes, Eurotiales, Aspergillaceae. Gene Ontology annotation, molecular function: mRNA binding. The transcript is spliced from 4 exons. The coding region runs from base 1 to 1191 and encodes 396 amino acids. The record is from RefSeq and is a predicted model, not a curated record.